Prunus avium (sweet cherry) is the source of this 1965-nucleotide messenger RNA. NCBI's taxonomy places the organism in Eukaryota, Viridiplantae, Streptophyta, Magnoliopsida, Rosales, Rosaceae. The record is from RefSeq and is a predicted model, not a curated record.
AUGGUCUCUGUCUCGAUCUCGGUCUCUCAAGUAGUGACUAGUGCUACUGCAAGUGAUGAAGCAAUGGAGGUUGCUAAGAAGAGCCUGUUUGCCAUGAGUGACACAGAAAUUUUGGAAGGCAUUUAUGCCACUCAUGUAGUUAGUCAUGAGCAUGAUUCCUUUGACGUGCGUUCCCUUUUCUCCAUCACUCAGAGCAUCAUUAAGUGUUCAAAGCAGAUCAUUGAUAAUAUUGACCACAAGACUACAAAUGUCACGGAACCCAUUGGAGUAUUUGAUUAUUUAAUCCAAAUAAUGCUCAACCUCAAACCAAUGGCCACCCAAGUGUAUGCUGACACUAGGGAUGGAAUAACUAUUGCACCCAGCUUCAGCACCCCAUUGUGCCUUCUAAAGUCCAUAAUCCGCGAGGUGCCAUGUAAGGCUCCAGGUGAAGAGAAUGCCCACGAUGCUACGCUGAAAAUACUUAACAAGGUGUCAAAGUAUUCAUGGGAAGCGAAGGCUGUGCUGGCCCUGGCUGCUUUUUCUUUGGAAUAUGGUGAGUUCUGGCUCACUGCCCGGCAUCAACAAUCUGACCAACUUGCCAAGUCCGUGGCAUUCCUCAAGGGAGUACCAGUCCUUCUCAAGCCUGAAAACCUCAAGCAACGAGGCCAAGCAGUUGCUCAGCUCAACAAUGUGAUAAUGUCCACCUUGCAAGUCAUUGAUUGCAUCUUUGAGUUGGAGAAGCUGUCCAUUACUUAUAAUGAGCUUGCGCCACUAAUAUCACCCUCCUUACUAGUGAUGAAGAAGCUACAGACCUACAUGAAGCUGAAGCAACUCUUUCAAAUUCCUACUGAGAUUAUGGAGGUUAUGAAGACCCUGAUCUUUUUCAAGGAUAAUGUCAACACGACCAUUUUGGAUGGUUCUACUAAGAAACCGGUUCACAUCGACGUCCUAAGGACGACAAAUGUGUUAUUGUUCAUUUCGAGCCUAGAUAUAUCAGAAGAUUAUAUUUCUCUUCUCAAAACCAUAUAUGAUUUUACAAAGAAAAGUAACGAGUACAAGAUUGUUUGGGUUCCUGUUGUGGAGAAAUGGACUACAGAGCUGCAAGUCAAGUUUGAGACCCUGAGGGUUAAGAUGCCAUGGUACACAGUAGGCCAGGCUGGUGCCCACAUAGCAGGCAUCAAGUACAUCAAGGAAGAUUGGAACUUCCAUGGCAAGCCUAUGCUGGUGGUGUUGAACUCAAAAAGUGAGCUCCAGCAUUCGAACGCUCUGCGCAUGAUUUCAAUAUGGGGAAAAGAAGCCUUCCCUUUCGACCAGAAAAAAGAAGAAGAACUCUUACUUUCUCUCCGAGAUACAUGGUUUACCGCGGUAAUAGACGGGAUUCACACAUCUGUAACCGAAUGGAUCAAGCAGGAGAAGUACAUUUUCUUCUACGGAGGGGAUUCAGUUUGGACGAAUCAGUUCAAGGAGAAAGCAAGUGCCCUUAAAAAUGAUGACAUCCUAAAGAGAUCAAAGAUUUCUCUUGAGUUAUAUCAUGUGGAGAAGAAUGCAAAUAAUGAUGCAGGUGAUGACAGCUUUAACACCUUCUGGUCCGCCAUAGAAACCAUGUUCCAUAUCAAGGUUAGCAGCAAGCAGAUUGACGACGUGGUAAGACAAGUUCAAAAGCUGCUUUCCUACAAAGAUGACAAGAGUGGAUGGGCUGUGCUCAUCCAAGGCCGUAGGAUCGUGACCAUUGGUGCCGGUUCGACAAUCUAUACGGUCCUGGAGAAAUACUACACGUGGAAUCAGCAAGUAACAAUAACAAUAGAAAACUUUGGACAAGUUUUUGAGCAACAGCAUAAGGAGGAGGUUGUAAAAAUUGGUCACGUCUGCAGCUGCUUUAGCAUCCCAAGUGCAGCACGAAGCACCUUAGCGGCCAUGAUCUGCUACGAGUGUGGCAAUCUCAUGGAGAUAUCUGUUAGAUAUAAGUGCUGCCAUGUCAAGAAGUAG